CGCUCCGGGACUUCAUACCAUUGACAUUUCAACGUGGAAAGUUGCGGCAAAUAAUUAUUUUGACUCACUCAAAACACGAUUCCAUACCGGAGGUUUAACGGUCAGCAAAAGCGAUUUAGUUUACAGUGGUGUCGAGAGAUAUAAACUAUCAACCAUAUCGGCUGGGAAGGUAAUUGUCGAAUUAAUGAUUAUUGCGAAAAACUUUUCAACAUUCGGCGUUGAAUUGAAAUAAAUCUACAAAAUGCAUCAAAUACUGUGGCAGUUGAUAAUUGUUUGUGGCAUGGUUGGGGUGAUAGAGGCAGGUGUAAAAAUAGAAAUAUCACCUGUUAGAAAUCCGGUCACCACAUCAACACCAUCUCCGAACAUGCCAAACAUGGAAGUCAAUGAAAUCGAAACAACUGAGGCCACAACAACUGUGCAGUCUACAGUGACAGAGACAACAAUUAACCCCAUAAAUGAAUCGAAUAUACAGAAAUUAGCCAACUCGUCUUCAAAUACAAUAAAUUCCACCGUUGAGGUAACAACUGCAGCUUCGCUGAAUGUCACAGGAACAUUGAGACCAGCUCAGGCCAAUAACACCAAUAAUACAAAUACAUCGGCCGUAUAUAACAAUAACGUAACCACAAUUUCCGCCAAAGAUUUGAAUCCUUAUUUAUCUGAAUUCACACGGCGACAAAUGCGACGUCGACUCAUUCCGGCCGACUAUUACUGCCCAUGCGAUUUGAAAAUUAAUUUUUGUGACAUAAACUGCUGUUGCGAUGUCGACUGUUUGUCUGGUGAAAUAAUACAAACAUUGAAAUGUAACGAACGCGACUGGUCUAUUUACGAUUAUGAAGAAUCGUCAGAACUGCAACUUUGCUCGCAAACCCGACAAUUCUCAUUAUUUUGUAUUGUUGACAAUACAAGAAGGCGAAAGCAGACACGGAAGAGAGAUUUUAUGGUGCAUGAUGUGAAUAUCUUGAGCGUUGUCCAGUACAAAUGGCCGAAUCAAUACGAUCACCAAGCGUUUGCUAAAAAUGACUACCGUGAACAUUAUAUUUAUGGCGACCCAUUACUUGUGUGGGAUGAGUCUGCGGAGGAAAUACAAUUUUUAGAUAUUCCAUGGUCAUUCACCGCAUCCAACUGUCGCAUCAAAAAUGCCGUUAAACACUUGCUCGACGACGAAACGAACUGUGUCCAAACCGUUGAAGAGCAUGAUCGAUUCAUCUCCGACAUUCAGAACAAAUUGAAAAGUGUGAAAUUUUUAAAGUAUCGUCGGCUACUUGACACACCAGCAAUUAUAAUGAAGGACUUUUGUAUGUCCGCUCAAACGGUAAAUCAAACGGAAAAUUGCACUGAUGCACAAAUUUACCACUGCGUUGACACAAUAUCCAUGCGUACGUGUAAACAGGAUACCAAUUCAACGUCAUCGAUGCCUGAGUUUGAUGAAAAUUUCAUAUGUGAUGAAUUAUCCAUUCAAAUUCAUCAUAAUUUCACAAAUAUUCUAAAUGUGACGGUAUUCUUUGUGUAUCAUGAGUUCAAUGUCGACAACCCGACAGCGCAUGUAGUUCAAAAAAUUAGCUUGGAGUAUUUGGAAUUGAAUGAAACGUUUGCAACACGGGAUGUGCAUCAAGUCAGCGGAAACAUUGGAUACUUACCACAUAAGCCGAUAAUUGUUAGUAAACUUAUUCGGCUAAAUGAAAGCGUUGAUGUUAAUACGAAGCGAGUCGGCCGAUUGUUAGCCUAUUUUCACAACGAAACGAAUUGCACCAAUGAUGAUCAUUACCUAAAAGUGCCGGUAAUCGAAUCGAAUGGCGAUUGUGUGAUUAACAAUGUUACAUUUCAGUCGAUUAAUUUUGGUGAAAAUUCACGGAUCAAAUGCAAUGUUAUACUGACGCUGACCGAAUUCAAUGAAACCGACAGCAGCGAACAGCCAUUGAGCCUCGAACAAAAUAAUACGCACAUCUGUCGGGCUUUUCAACGAAAGAUUUUCAAUCAUUUUUUGCACCGCUUUGAAUUGGAAGAUGUCAAUUCGACGAUAUACAAUCGCUUUACUAACCGUGUAUCAGAGAUGGGUAAUCCUCGGAAUAAUACGCAGUAUUGGUUUGAAUUCAGAACAAUACGGCCACCUAGUUUUGAUGACAUUGUGGCGGCCAGUGUUGCAAACGGUGCAAUGGAGUUUACCUGUACAAAUAUGAUACUUGGUGUACGUUAUGAAUUUUUCUACGGAUCAAUGAUGGUUGGCAAAGUGUCCAAUCAAGCGCUAAUCAAAGCGGGACAAAUUCAAUUCGGCAAUCGAGUCAAUUUGAAAUUUAAACUAGAUGAAGACGUGCUAAAGGCCCCUAUUUAUAUUGAUGUAAUGUUCUAUGACUUUAGUCGCAGCCGAGCACCAGCACACACUCAAUCACUUCUUGCGCUUUUAAUCAUGCUGAAAAUGUGCACAUUUUUAAUCUAAUUUCAUUCUGUUUUUUUCUCUCCAAAAAGACAGCGUUUCAUUUCAUAUUCAUUUUAUUGCAUUUAUUGAUUUUCUUGAUUUAAUCUAAUUUUAGAAUAAUAUUAAAAAUUGUGUAUGUAUUUUAAUACGUGUUAUAAAUAAAUAUGCUAGAUUGUAGAGUGUGGGAUUGGU
Messenger RNA from Sitodiplosis mosellana (orange wheat blossom midge), 2605 nucleotides. RefSeq names its product B9 domain-containing protein 2-like. NCBI's taxonomy places the organism in Eukaryota, Metazoa, Arthropoda, Insecta, Diptera, Cecidomyiidae. Gene Ontology annotation, biological process: cilium assembly. Gene Ontology annotation, cellular component: ciliary transition zone; MKS complex. The record is from RefSeq and is a predicted model, not a curated record. The transcript is spliced from 5 exons. Bases 242 to 2434 code for a protein of 730 amino acids.